CAACACACGCCCAUUGAGCACUUCACAGACGUCAUCCAUGUCGGGACCGCAACCGCGUUUUCUCUCACGCGGCCACACAUAUCGCGCCGUGGUGGGCGACACUCUGGUGCUGCCGUGUCAAGUUGAAAAUUUGGGAAAUUUCGUUUUGUUGUGGCGACGCGGCAUCAACGUGCUCACUGCCUCCAAUAUAAUGGUGACAAGGGAUGAGCGCAUAAGACUGAUAGAUGGUUAUAAUUUAGAGAUAUCAGAUUUAGAGCCACAAGAUGCUGGGGAUUAUGUUUGUCAAAUCAGUGACAAAAUAAAUCGUGAUCAAGUGCACACUGUGGAAAUAUUGGUCCCACCAAGUGUACGAGCUAUACCCACCUCUGGUCAAUUGCAAGCACGCAAGGGUGGACCAAUCACUUUGGAAUGCAAAGGCUCCGGGAAUCCUGUACCAUCGAUUUAUUGGACCAAAAAGAGUGGCGCUGGCAAAUCAUCGGCACGCAUUGGCGACGGUCCAAUUUUGACACUGGAGAAACUCGAGCGUCAACAGGCUGGAGUCUAUCAAUGCACCGCAGACAAUGGAGUCGGUGAUCCGGUUACAGUCGAUAUGCGGUUGGAUGUUUUAUAUCCGCCAGACAUACAAGUGGAAAAGUCAUGGAUACAUUCGGGUGAAGGCUUUGAGGCCAAGCUGGUGUGCAUAGUCUUCGCUGAUCCAGUGGGCACGGUGUCCUGGUACCAAAACUCAUUUCCGAUACAAACGACCGAUAGGCGAAUUAUGUCAACAAGAGGAAAUCGACACACGCUCACCAUACGGCACAUACAGCAGGAGGACUUUGGCAACUACAGCUGUGUGGCCGAUAACUCACUCGGACGUUCGCGCAAAUACAUGGAGUUGUCUGGACGUCCAGGCCCAGCUGAAUUUUACUCGCCGAAAUGGGGUCGCUCAUCGGAUAGUUACAAUCUAACAUGGAAAAUUGAUAGCUACCCGCCGUUGGAGGAGGUGCGUCUGCUCUACAGGCGUGUGCUGAUGAAUGACACAUUCCAGCAGCCCGGCAGGUGGCACGACUUCAUACUAACACCCGAGCAUCGUCCCGCAUCGGAGCCACUCACACACAUUAUGUCGUAUACCAUAAAGAAUCUGCACCCUGGCGCUUACUAUGAGGCGAUAGUGCAGGCGAAAAAUCGCUACGGCUGGAAUGAGGUCAGCGAUAUCUUUCAAUUUAUCGUCGCCAGCAAUACCAUGGACAUACCGCCGGAAGACGCCGAAGUGGUGGCCAGCUCCAAGUCGCGCAGCAACUCUGCCGCCACCGGCAGCACGCAAUUGCCACCGCACACGCACAGUCGCACCGUUGCAUGGUGUGCGCUCUUAACCAUCGCAGCGAGUUGCUUUCUCCAGCAUCGACAGCAGCAGCGACAAAGUGCCCUUAACGUGGGAUAAACGAAGUAAGCGCGCGCUAGGAAGUGAGCGAGAAUGCGUGGACGAGUGGACGAGAGUGGACGAGUUCGAGGCGGCAAAUUGAUUUUAACGUAAGAAAUGUAAUUCGAUGCUUUUGUUGAUUAUUUAUUUUCAAUUCCAGUGAUAAGCAAAGGAUGUAGUAGAGAGAUGAUGAAGAAGAAGAAGAAAGAUGAAGAAAAAAAAUUUUAAAUUAAAUGUAGGAAGCUAAGUGAAAGAAAAAUUAAAUUUAUAAUGGAUUAAAAAUACAAAAAAAAAAAAAAAUUAAUGUACCAAAAUUCGCCAUAAGCAAAAGGCUUUGGAAGGAAUUAAGUUUAAAACCGCAAUUACGUUUUAAUUUACGAGCAAAAACGAAGAAGCAGAAAAAUUACACGAGUAAUCAAAUAAUUUGCUGCGCAUUUAUUUUUGUAUUAGAAUACUCGUAUACCUACAUACAAGAAAGAGAGAGAGGCUUAGCCGAAGAAAGCAGAGCAAAGUGAACGGCUGCCGGAAAAGUGAGACGCAGUGAAGUCAAAAACAACAAAUGUGUGUAUGUAUUUUCAAAUAAACGAAAGGCAAAUAUUUGAUGAGAAAUGCUUGUAUAAAACUGAGCAUUCAGAGUUUCAAUGUAUGUGUAUGUAAAUUUAGUGAAAAUUUAUGUCUACCUGUAGUUAGACGCGCGUGGGUUCAAAAAUGUCAUUUAAACUGAAACAGAGUGUGCAAAAGUGGAAAGUUAUUUGAUACUGGCCAACGUAGUUCGGCUGAACGGGCGAUUUUAGUCACAGCGAAUGUGUUUUAAAUUUCUGAAAAUAGAAAUAAAAAAAUUUUUUUCAGACUCUAGUCCUGUGAGAGUUUUCCAGAUUCGUAAGCAAAUCUGAAUCGUAUCCUCCAGUCUGAGAGAAGGAAUUUUAUUCAUUCUCAUAAUAUCAAAACCCAAAAUUCAUAGCCUUGCUCUCUCUAGCAAAGGCAAGACACUGAGAGAGAAAGUGAUCAGUGCUAACCUCUAAGCAAGAUUAGCACAUCGGGUCCUCAAUGAUUCCCAUGCUGAUGAUAUGCUGACCACAUGGGUUGUGUCCUCUAAUAAUAUCGACCAUCAACCACGCACUUUUUCUACCAAGUUUUAGAAGGAGGUUCGACAGUUUUCUGUUCGGGCUCGUCACACUCGAAACACUUUGCGGUUCUGGACCGUUGCUCUUUAUGUAAAUUGCAUACGCAAUCACUGAUCCGUAGUUCAUGAUUCUUGUUGAACUAAUUCCGAUUUAUGGCUCUGAUUCCAAAGAAAUUUGACCAAUAUUUUCUUUAACGAUGGGUCCACGAAUGAAAUGGGUGCUGGAUCCGGAUGGUACUUAAACGAUACUAGUAAGUAUCUUUAAGCCAUAAGAUGGUUCAGAAAUGGAUUGUGGUGUUGGAGCAGGUAUAAAUUCUUAUAGACCUUGAAUUGAAAAAUCUGUGCGCCUUCAAAAAGGAAAGGAGCUUAAAUACUGCUAAGCGCAGAUAAGGGCUAUAUCUAUAUCUUUUAAGUGUCAUAUCGCUGCGGUUCGCCUAAACUGGUGGAACAAAGCAGAUGUAGCCUUAUCUCUUUGAGAGUAAGCCUUACCACCUUUAAGGGCAGUGAUAACCAACUUCUGGUCCAUUGGAGUGCAGACAGCCAAAAUGGGCAUUCCUUACAAUUUAUUUAUACUGUCGUAGUUGUAAUCAGUCGCAGCAGAAGGAAACUAUCUUUCACUUCCUCUGUGCAGGCCCUGCCCUAUGGAAGGCAUGGAUGUUAACCCUUGGCAAACCGCUUUUUGAAAACCUAAAAGAACUGGCCGGCACAAACAACCUUACAAGGUUUCUUUAUCGCUCUGACUGGACGUUUUUCUUUUUUUUUUGUAAGUCCAUUGCACUACACUUGGAUUCCCUUUUAAUUUUCUUUAAAUCUACCCGAUCUCGGAAGAAAUCUGAGUAGAUCUUGCGGUGCCAAGGAGCCAAGGAGCCAUGGUCGCUUCUUAACACAUCAGUGCCAAAGACCUCAAACCUGAUUCGAGCGAAGACGGAGGAUCCGUUUAGUGAUCAUCAGGAGCUCGUCUUUGUCUGUUAACUACAUAUUUUGGUCGCCUAAGCAAAACCUUUCCGCAAAUCGAGGACUCAAAGAACAUCUUGUGGGAGGAACAGUGUUUCAACUACAAUACGCAAUGUGGCCUUACCUACCGAGAGGCGACGGCUAUUAGAAAAAUCUUUUUCCAGCAUUUGGAUCUUCAUAUUUUAGAAAUGUAAAAUUUUUUUAAAAAUUCUUGGUAGGCGAUUUCCUAUUUCCUUCCGGUAGAGAAACUCCCGGCACUGGUGAAGGUAUGCAGUUAAGUUAGAUGGCCAGAGUAGCACAGGUACACAUCAACUACGUGCCGUUUUGAUACUAUAAUAUAUUUAAUGUGGACCACUACCUACGAGAAAAUUUAGAGAACAGAAAAUCAUAUACAACCAUCCACGCCUGCUGAUGUAGUGGAAUAGAUAAAAGGGAUCUAGGCUGGAGAAUUUCCUCAGGCCAUCCCCACAUCUCAGUCUCAACCGCCUAGGCGCCAGAGCCGGACAUUUGCAGAGAAUGGGCUCAACAGUCUCUUUAUCUGCAGGAUCCCCACAGCUUCUGCAAUAGGGGUUAAAUAGUAACCAUAGUUUUUCCACUUUUGUUCCGAUCGUCCAGUGACCGGCAAACACAGCUUCGAGUUUGGAAAUUCAAUGACGAAGAAUCCCCAUCACUUUAAGCCUACUGUUUCUAUCGUAUUGAGGCCGAUGAGACAGACCUCUGCCUUGCGCUUUUUUGGCAAAGAAAUUGUGUAGUUUCCCUUUAACGACGGCUAAAGGGACACCGAUGUCUGAGAAGAGGACAACUGAAACCGUUUCUGUCGACCCUUUCCUGGCAAGCUCAUCAGCAAUUUCAUUUCCCUCUUUAUUCCUGUGCCCAGGAACCCAGAUAAGGGGAAUGUUUCCUGCACGUUCGAGACGUUUGAGUUCCUCCUUACAGGAGUUAACUAGAAGAGAGCUGCAAUAUGGCGACGACAGGGCCUUGAUCGAUCCCGAAGCAUCAUGCUUGCAGGGUUGCGAAAAUCUCUGCCUGAAAAACGCUGUUCGCCGGCAGUUUAAAGUAGUUCGAAAUGCUGGCUGAUUUAGAGAAAACCCCCGCUCCCACUCCAGAUUCCAUCUUGGAUCCGUCAGUGAAAACAGAGGUACCUAUGUCCGUGCCGACUCUCCAAUCUUUCCAGUCUUGUCUGCUCGGAAAGAUAACUCUAGCACAACCCUCAAAACCCAGUUUGCGGAUGGAGAGAUCAGCGCAAAGAACAGAGACGGAAGAGGAGAUCUGCUUCAAGAUGCUGCUAUCUCCUACAGGAAGUUGCCUCCAGAUUGCCCUCUGCUUCAACUUAAUAGCGGUCUGAGCAGCAAUGGAUUGAAAUUGAAGGUCAACGAGAGUGUUUUGUGACAAGUCCAAACAGAAAACUGUCAAACUUUCUACUGAAACUUAGAAGGAAAGACGUUCAGUUGAUGGUCGGUAUCAUUACAGGACACAAUCCAUGGGGUCAGCAUAUGACCUGCAUUGGAAUCAUUGAGUACCUGAUGUGCCUGUCAUGCUUCGAGGAGGCGGAUAGCACUGAGCACUUUCUCUGUGAGUGUCCUGCCUUUGCUAGAGCACGGCUACGAGUUUUGGGUUCCGAUGUCAUGAGAAUGAGUAAUAUUCGUUCUCUAAAACUGGAGGGUAUUUACAGAUUUGCCAAAGAAUCUGGGAAAUUCUCAUAGGACUAACUAUCUCUAUCUCUGUCUCUAUUCUUUCCUAUCUCUUUCUCUGAUACUUUUCUCCCUCCCUCCUUGACUAUGUACCCCCUUUCCAGAGCUUUAAGUACAAUGGGCUCUUUAGCCUGAGUGUUUUAGGAGCCACCAAAUCUCAAAUCAAAAUUCAAAUCUUCAAAUUCAAGUUUAAAUGACUCAAAGAGCGGCAUGUUCUACACGCCCCAGUGAUACCAAUACAUGCAGGUCGCUGCACUCUCUCUAAUUUGGUGGUAUUAUAGAUCUUUCGAAGAGCUACUGACCAAACUCGGCAGCCAUAUUUCAAAAUUGGCAGAGCCACUAAGUUGAACAUCCAGAGUACGUUACAUGGCUUGAGACCCCAUUUUUUGCCGAGGCUAUAUUGGCCUUCUUAACUCGAUUUUCGCUGUGCAGCUUCCAGUGUAGCUUGGGGUCAAGUAUCACUCGAAGAUACCUAACUUCCGAUGAGGCGGGCGAACAUAGUUCUUUAAUUUGGGAAGUCGAAAGGGUGGAGGUUUAUAUUUUCUGAUGAAUAGCAUCAACUACGUUUUGUCCGGCACUGGUGUAAUGUAUAUAAUUUUUGUUUCUUAAAAAAAAUUUAGUGUUCUUCCUCGAUUAACAUUCACACUGCACUUUUGUAAUAAAGCCACACAGCCUUUGCGUGGCAAAGUAAAUGACAAUUUGAGCUCACAAAAUGAAGUGGCGAAAAUUACUAAUUCGCAACGCGAUUCUUCACACGCGCGGCUACGCAAAUUAACUUGUAAAUAAUGAAUGUUAAUUUCUAGUAAAUAAUUAGAUAGUAGAAGCUUGUAAAUAAAUUGAAGUCUAAAAAUUAAUUCACAAAUGCAAGACAACUGAGAAUUAUGAAAAAAUAGAAAUGGGAAUUUGAAUUUUCGCAUUUCAGCGAACUCACUUGCACCGACUUUUUACGAUUCAAAGAACACCACUUAAAUUAGUGAAAUAAAAUUAGAAUAUUUGCUGCAUUUGAGCAAAUCAAAAAAAAAAAAAACUAAACAAAAAACAGGAAAACCGAAAAAAAAAGAGAGAACCACCAAAGCAAAAUUUUAUUAAAAAUGUAAAUUCUCGCUUGUAAACGCAAAUAUAACGAACAGUUAAAAAAGAAAAACAAAAAAAAAAAAUACUUGUAAAAUAAGGCUAGAAUUUUAUUUCGAAGAAAAAAAAGCAAAAUGUAAA
Molecule: messenger RNA, 6379 nt
Organism: Anastrepha ludens (Mexican fruit fly)
Lineage: Eukaryota; Metazoa; Arthropoda; Insecta; Diptera; Tephritidae
Product: limbic system-associated membrane protein
Exons: 9
Coding region: 38-1420 (460 amino acids)
Biological process (GO): homophilic cell-cell adhesion; synapse organization
Cellular component (GO): neuronal cell body; axon; plasma membrane
Molecular function (GO): axon guidance receptor activity; protein binding
Source: RefSeq, a predicted model, not a curated record